GGGGGGGGGGCGGUAGCUUCCGGAAGGGCGGUGAGUGAGAAGGGAGAAAGGUCUUUGGAGGAGAUGUCUGGAAGCGGUUGUCCCGGCACGUCCAAGAGGAAAAGGAAUUGGUGUGCGGAGCACUCAUCCUUUCUAGAAGAAAGGUCACAACAGUUGAAAAGAGCACAUUUCAAAACAGUGGAAACAGCGCUCUCUCUCUCUAAAGCAUGGCUCAAGUGUGGAGAAGGAUUUCAGAACGCUUCUGAGUUCGUGCCAUUAACAAGUGAAAAGACAGCUGUUACCGAAAAACAUGUCGAAUUAUCUCCAAGACCAAAGAAAGAAACAAGUAAGAGUGCUAGUGAGCUUGUAGAUAUAACAUGGAGUUCAAGUGAAAGUGAUUUCUCAGAUGAAGAAAAGGUAGCCCCUGAAUUACAGAGAGAUGGUGCACAUGGCUGUAGAGCAGACAGGACUCUGUUAUGUCCAGAAGAUGGAGCCACUGAAGACGAAUUACAGUUUAUUGACUGGGAGAUUAACAGUGACACAGAAGAUCCUAGGGAACCUAGUGAGUGUGAAGAUGGUGAUGGGGCCGUGGACAUCUCGGAUUAUGCUUCUUGUGCAAGUGGUCAUUCUUUGACAAAUGAUGACAGGCUAUCUGAGCCAAUUUCUACAGAAAUUUUGGAGUAUUCAUCAGAUAGUGAAAAAGAAGAUGACCCAGAGAAUGCCCUGGUCAUUGAUUCAGAAUCCCCUCACAAAUACCAGGUGGAUUUUAAAUCAGAUGCAAGACAAUUUUUAGGUAGACAGACUCACUCAGAGCCAAAUUCAGCUGAGCCCAUAUUGAGCACACCCAAGAAGUAUAUGGCCAAGUUUCCAAAGACUCCAGAAAAUUCAGCAACAAAGAAGAAGCUUUUAAGAGGCGGGCUAGCAGAAAGACUACAAGAACUGCAGAAUCGAGAGAGAUCUGCCAUUUCUUUAUGGAGACAUCGAUGUGUUUCUUACCAAAUGACACCUUUAGGCAGAAGAUCUGGAGUAUUAACCGUGAAAAUUCUAGAGCUACAUGAGGAAUGCAGCAUGCAGGUUGCAAUAUGUGAGCAGUUGGCAGGGCCACCAACCACCAGCCUUCCUAAGGAAAUAGCUCCUUGCCUGGGAACAUGUCUGAAGGUUCUCUUUACCAGAGAAACUGCAGACUACCUAAAGGGCCAUCCCCAGGACAUCAUUUACAUCUUCCCUCCUUGGCAAAAACUUUUCAUUCCAAAUGGAAGUUACUCUGUUAUUCUGAAUACUUAUUUUUGUCAGAAAGCUAUUGCUAAUGAAACAGUUCAUGAAAUAGUAUACAGUCAGGACACAUCUCUUCCAAGAAGAUAUAUAACUUUGGCGCAGAUGUUUAGAAUUAAGGACAUACCAAACAGUUCUUCCAGCAGUCAGAUGAUAUGUGGUAGCCUGGCUGCCACUAGCACAAGCUUGACCCACGGGCAUGACAAGACAGAGCAACAUCUUGUGGUUGGUGCUCCCCUGAGGGAGUCUCUUCUGGACAUUGUGGAAAGCCAAAGAGCUGGCCUGUGGUCUGAAAUUGGGGUCCGAGUAGUAGUGCAGAGGGCCUACUCCCUUCUCAGUAGAGAUGGUGCCAGGAACCAGCAAGGGCACAGAGUGGGGCAUGCAGAUUCACCUGGAGCAUGGUCCUGCCUGCUAGUGCAGGAUGCCUGUGGGAUGUUCGGGGAAGUAUACUUGGACAGCACCUUCUGGAAGAACAGACCAUUAGAAGGCAGGGCCUGCAGCAUGUCAGGAAUGAAGGUUCUACAGAAGGCUACAAGAGCAAGAACACCAGGGCUUUUCAGUUUAAUUGACACUAUGUGGCCCCCAGUGAUACCUCUGAUCGAGCCUUCCUGUACCCAUCCCAGUGAAGAGAUAAAGACUCAUCUGCCUCCUCCUUUCUUCUGUUAUAUCUUCUCUGCAUAUCCGAGUCUGGGACAAAUUGAUGCAAUUGAAGGAGACCCCAUUUCUAAGCUUUACCAGCCUCCAGUUGUCCACUGCUUAAGAGAAAUCCUCCAGACUGAUGAGCAUGGUACUUGUUGCAGUUUCUAUGCCAGAGUGAUUUAUCAAAGACCACAGCUAAAGAAUUUUUUGGCACAAAAGGAGAUCUGGCUGCUGGUGACUGAUACCACCCUACAAACACAGGACGAAAGGGAGCACUAUCUUCCCAAAACACUGCCAAUCUGUGUAGCCCCCUCAUGUGUGCUGGGCCCAGAAGUUCUAGAAGAACUUGCCAUGCCUGUGCCUCAUAAUAUACUCUUCAGGGAUGCUCUUCGAGACAAGGGUCAGAUUCUUUGUGUUGAACGGACAGUCCUCCUACCCCAGAAAGCUUUUGUACCUUCUGUUGACUUACCUGGCCCAGUGACACUAGAUGAACUGAAUUCCCUCACUCCUGUCAACUCCAUCUGCAGGAUUCAAGGUGCUGUGGUUGAUGUAGAUGAGAGCACUGCUUUCUCAUGGCCUGUGUGUGACCGGUGUGGCAAUGGAAGAUUGGAACAGAAGCCAGAAGAUGGAGGCUCCUUCUCCUGUGGGGACUGUUCCCAACUAGUCACGUCGCCUCUUCAGAAGAGGCAGCUGCACGUCUUUCUGCAUUGUCCCAUGAGGCCCCAGAGUACCGUGAAGGUCAAGCUGUUGGAGAGAAGUAUUUCCUCACUGCUGAUGUCUGCUACCUCCAAGGAUGGGAAUUAUGAGGUGGAGAAUGUCCUUGGGAAGGAGAUGGGGCCCUUACUCUGCUUUGUCCAGUCCAUCACCACACAACAGAGCAGCUGUGUCACCCUGGAGGAGAUUGAGCUUCUGAGUGCAGCAGGAGCCACUGCCAUCCGCCCUCCUUCCAGACAGCCGAGCGGUUGCAUUAAGGGCAGCCCUUUACUCGGGGAGCCCUGUUAACUCCAGAGAUUUUCAUGCUUUUAAACUACCCAGGCUCUCUUUUUCUCCUGGUAGAUUAAUAGGAUGGUUUGUAAAUUAAAAAUCAAAAAAAUCUUUUAUUACAUCUUUUUUUCUUACCUUCCUACAAGUUUGAGGACGUGUUUGAGUAUCCAUGUGUCUUCACUUUGCAUUACUUAAGCAAUAUUAUUGAUUUAUUAGGAAAUGUUCUUUGUUGUAGCUUUAAAGUAUUUAAGAUUUUACCAAUAUUGUACCUUUUAUUUUGCAGUACUUAAUAUUUCCUGGAAGACUAUUAUGUAAAGCUUCAACCAGCAUCUCAUAUUGAGAUAUUGCUGUUCUAUUACAAUAAAUAAAUGCUCAACCUAAA
Messenger RNA from Meriones unguiculatus (Mongolian gerbil), 3256 nucleotides. It is a transcript of the gene Spidr, whose product is annotated as scaffold protein involved in DNA repair. The coding region runs from base 64 to 2892 and encodes 942 amino acids. The record is from RefSeq and is a predicted model, not a curated record. Gene Ontology annotation, cellular component: nuclear chromosome; nucleoplasm. Gene Ontology annotation, biological process: regulation of establishment of protein localization to chromosome; double-strand break repair via homologous recombination. Lineage: Eukaryota; Metazoa; Chordata; Mammalia; Rodentia; Muridae. The transcript has 20 exons.